Molecule: messenger RNA, 891 nt
Organism: Echinostoma caproni
Lineage: Eukaryota; Metazoa; Platyhelminthes; Trematoda; Plagiorchiida; Echinostomatidae
Source: the annotation of a GenBank genome assembly
AUGAUUCUACGUUUUAAAAGUGUAAAAUUGUACUUUGGGCGGGGGAAUAGCAAGUGGAAGGGUGUUCCAAAGUUUGGCAGUUCGGGGAAAAAAGAAGAUCGAAGAGGAGAGUUGGGUCCGCACGAUCGUGUGGUCGUUCACAGUGUGACCAUUGCCCGAGAUGGGGGAAUCCUUGACUGGGACGAUCUAGUGCGCGAUGUGUUGGAUGAUCGUGAAUUGGUAAUUGACCAGUUAACUUCUGUUGCACGCAUUUUUGUCGGACUGAUCCAGGUCAUGAUGAUGAUGAUGAUGAUGAUGAUGAUGAUGAUGAUGAUGAUGAUGAUGAUGAUGAUGAUGAUGAUGAUGAUGNNUCGCGUCAAAGUGACUGCACACUACUCUAUUGCUACUCUGGCUGUGGAGAACACUGGCGGCACUCCUGGUCCAUUGUCCACCGAAGUGAAUUCAGAUCCAUUAUUUCGUCCGAUUUGCACUCCCCUGGUUGUGGAUCUGUGUUCGGACAGUGGGGCCGGUGGAUCAACACAAAGUGGUCCCCAGUCGAACGAAGCUAGCGGGAGUGGAGAAAGCGCAGUGAUUAGUGCCGCAGCUUCCCAAGCCACAUCCAAUGCUGUUGGACCACCGUCAGCACCACCAGGACAUCACGAUCUCAUCGGUCCGGAUGGGCUGGCUAUCGGAGAUGGCAGUACCAGUGCGAGUAGCAGCAGUCUCAGUUUGAAUGUGAGCAGCGGGAGUUGUUGUGUACCACCAGGACAAUCCGGAUGGUCAGCUGGUGCUCCCGCAAACAGCAACGAGCCACUGUUUCACGGUCCUCGUAACUCGAGAUUCUCAGGGGGAACCUAUUGUAGUAGUCAGCUACCUGAUGUGUCCAUAUGCUCCUGCAAAUCGAAUGGGUAA